AUGAAAGAUGUGCCAGGUAUGUGUUUAGAUUUGUCACACAGCAAUCCCAUUUUUUUGUACUGGUAUGUCACAAAAGUUGUAACUGCUUUGACUCAUUAUUGAUUACAUAUAACUAACUAGUUAUUGAUGUGGUCACUGAAUGGUCUAUUUUCUGUCUAGACGCAGAGCCCCUGCCACAUAUACCUGUGGUGGAGAUAUUUUCAGACGACGAGGAAGAGGAUCGGGUACCACAGUUCCCCCACAAGUGAGUCACACAGAGACCUCCCUCCCCCACCCCCUCCCUCCUUGCCUUCCUUCUCUACCUCACUGAACAGACAUUUACAUUUACAUUUACGUCAUUUAGCAGACGCUCUUAUCCAGAGCGACUUACAAACACAUCUCCACAGCCAAAUUCACCUUUACUCGCUGACAAAGCUUGUCUUAAUCCUAAUCCUCUACCACCCCCCCCCCCCCCACCCCCCUCUCUCUCUCUCCCUCUCUACUGUCUUCUCCCCCCCCCCUCUUUCUUCCUCUUUAUCUAUUUUCUCCCCAUCUGUCUUGUGUUGCAGAGUGGUUAACUGGAUUAAGAACGCUAUUCCUCAGCCUGUGAUGCUCCCUGCAGGUUACGUAGAGGCCCAGUGUAAGGCCCAACAGGCCCAAAGCAAGAGGUCAUCUCUUGACAAAGGUACAGUCCGAGUUUAAACGUUUGAGGCCGGUUACCUGGACAUACAGUGAGGGAAAAAAGUAUUUUAUGUUUUUUGUAUGUUUGCCCACUGACAAAGAAAUGAUCAGUCUAUAAUUUUAAUGGUAGGUUUAUUUGAACAGUGAGAGACAGAAUAACAACAACAAUAUUGAGUUGCACCCCCUUUUACCCUCAGAACAGCCUCAAUUCAUCGGGGCAUGGACUCUACAAGGUGUCGAAAGCGUUCCACAGGGAUGCUGGCCCAUGUUGACUCCAAUGCUUCCCACAGUUGAGUCAAGUUGGCUGGAUGUCCUUUGGUUGGUGGACCAUUCUUGAUAAACAACGGAAACCCAGUGUUGCAGUUCAUGACACACUCAAACCGGUGCUCCUGGCACCUACUACCAUCCCCCGCUCAUUCAAAGGCACUUAAAUAUUUUGUCUUGCCCAAUCACCCUCUGAAUGGCACACGUGCACAAUCCAUGUCUCAAGGCUUAAAAAUCCUUCUUUAACCUGUCUCCUCCCCUUCAUCUACACUGAUUGAAGUGGAUUUAACAAGUGACAUCAAUAAGGGAUCAUAGCUUACAGUCUAUGUCAUGGAACGAGCAGGUGUUCCUAAUGUUUCGUACACUCAGUGUAGAUUAAGCCUAGUCCUGAACUAAGAAGCAUACUCUAUGGAGGAUCUCAAUUGAAAUAACUUUCUAGUCCCGGACUAGGCUUAAUCUGUGUCCAGGAAACUGGCCCUUAUAACCUAAAUAUACUAGCUGUACAUCUAUGCUACUGUUGUACACCUGUCUUCUCCUUUCCUCUCAGUUUUGUCGCCACCUCCUGAGUCUCUCAAAGGUGACGAGGACUCACAAAACUCGAAGUAAGUUUCACCUGAGGGCGCUAUGCUACUCCUGUCACAAUACAGGCUCAGAUGUCUGUUUGUAUGUUUCUGUGUUCCUUUUGGCCCGUUAGUAAGGUGUUUCUCUAUGUGUCCCACAGUGUCGUGGGCUGGUUUGUGAUGGGCCUCGGCCUCAAGAUGCCACAGCAUGUUGCGAGAUCAAGAGAUGAUGUUGAAGUUCUGCAGAAUGGUAAGUGGUUUUUUAAUGUUUUCAGUUUUUUUACCGAUGUCUCAGUUCAAAUUCAAAUCAGAUCUUAAAUCACACAAUAGACUCACUACAGAAUUGAUUCAAUAUAAAAUAUCACGUUGUGAAUGACAGUAAGACCCAUCAACAAUUUUCACAAAUUGAGGGUAAUUUCGAUGUUAGACCAUGCAGUAAGUGUGAGCUUGGGACCUUCUAUUUAAUUUAUUAAAUUAAAUGUUUUACUAUUUCUUCUAUAUUCCAUAAAUUGUUCAGGAACAGAAGUGACUGUAACCCUCUCCUUCUGUUGGUCUGUUUUAGACAGACCCUAACUCAGUCCAUCUUCUCCUUCUGUUUCAGAGGGGGGGAGUGCUGAGAGCCCCUUAAACAAAAGGAGAAAGAAGAUUGAGGAACAGUGAGAGAGACUGAGAGAGACUGAGCACAGAGAGAUAGAGACAGGGGUAGACAGACAGACUUACCGACAUAGAUGAUAGUGGACAUUUAUACAGCUCAACUGAGCAACCCGGCAGCUGUGAGACAUUGCGUCAAAAAGAUGUUUAACUCCCCUUACUCUUUAUGGAAUUCAGAUAUUUUUGUUUGAUUUUAAUUGUAUAUAGUCAGUGUAAAUCAGUUCAUUAAAAUUACCCGUUUGUCAGUUGAUGUCAGUUAUUCAACUCUUGUCGAUAUGUAACAAGAAAUGGGUCUUGUCUUCAUUGAAGUAAUCUUUGCAAUAAUUUGAAUGCAUUAAGAGAUUAUAUUAGAAAAUACAUACAGACACAUAGAGCUAUCAGCCAACACUGAUCCUCAUAGUUUUUGUGCAUGAAAGAUACCAUAUUAAACUACCAUCUUGUAUUGUAUGCUUGUGGCAUAGAUGCACAUAAAAAAAUUAAGCCAUGAGAAAUUGUCUUAUGGUCACGUUUUGCCCUUCUAUUCUCAUCGCCUUGAACUAUGUGGCCAAAGGUUGCAAUGUUAUUUAUUUUGAUUUGAUUGAAUUUACUAGAGUGAAAUCCACAAAAAAGGAUUUGACAAACACAGUCAAGGCAAUCAAGUUAUUAUAAAUAAGAUUAUAAACUAUGACAUAAUGCCUGAACAGUAUGGCUGACAGUAUAAUAACAUGUGAAAUAUUAUACAAAUAAUAAAGAUGUCAUAUGAAAUAUUAUGUGUCAUGUUAAAAGAUUGAUGAUAUGAAAUUCAUACAAAACAUUUAGCACUGUAUUCCUUUGAGUAUAUUGCUUUUAAAUGGAAAAUAAAAUAAGUGGAUAUCAUAUUUUAAUUGUGGAUUUCAAAUAUUUUCCUCAAUUCAAAUGCUACACCUCCAAUACGAUUGAUUGUUUACAUUAACAUGUUGACUCUGGGUGUCAUGUCAGUUGUAAGAGUCCAGACAAAGACAGUGAUCUACUGUGUGGCUGCUUGUCCCACAGUCUCUAAACAACCCAAAGCAGUGGACCUGGUUCUGGAGGAAGUAGUAGAAGCAGACUUGAAGGAUCUGAAUCAGGAGGUGCCAUCCAAGGCUGUGCAGUCAGAACCACCACAGCCUUUUAAGCCCACGCAGACGACACAGCCAACACAGACGACUCAGUCACAGCCGGCACAGCCAAAACAACCAGUGAAACCAGAAGAGCCUGAACAGACUCUUCCAAAUGUGCCAGAGUCUACAACAGCGUCGCUGGAGGAUGCUGAGACUCAGACGGGCAGGUGGACACCAUUCAUAGAGAGCAUCAAGAGAGAGGCUGAGGGCAUAGUUAUGGCUAACAUGGAGGAACGGUAAGGAAGGAGUCAGACAAGAUCAAAUAUCAAAGUAAUUUAUGUAGAAUAUCACAGCAGCCUACACACAGUCACUAAUUCACACAUUCAGUCUGGUUAUGGUGAUCCAACUAAAGUUGCAUAUCUUGUCAUAGGGUUAACCAGAUUAUUAUUAUUUUGUCUGAUGGAGUAAUAAAGUUAGCUAAAUAAGGUUAGCUAAAUAAAGUUAACUUGGGUGCUACACAUGACAUACUAGUAAUAUCCCAGCAAUGUGCACAUCUCUGCAGGAUGACCCAGGAGCGCGUGGAUUUGGUGCGAAUGGCGGAGGAGGUGGCCAGACACACAGCUGAGAUGACCAUCAGGCAGAUGCAAGAGGCCCAAUCAAUCAAGCUUUCCAUUCACAGCCAGGAAGCCAUUCUGGAGGAAGAUGAGGACCCAGAGUAAGUUGUCACUCUGGCCUCAACCUCCUCAGAGUCCCCUGCCUACUCCAGAGUGAAUGCGUAGGCUAGCUCCAACCACCUGCUGCCCUAGACUUAUAGCAGUAUAAAUGUAGCAUUUAUUGGGGUCAUGGUUUGAGACAACUGGCCAUAGACAUGUGAAGUCCCUAUAUGCCUGUACACGUGUGGGAGGGGAGGUAGGACUGUGUUUGUCUUAUCUGUGUCCCUGUCAUGCCCUGAACAGGUUGCACAUGCUACGGGAGGAGGAGAGUGAGGUGGAGCACACUAAGAAUAAGAUGACAGAGUAAGAUAUACCCACUCAUACACUCUUAGAAAAAAAAGAGAACCUCAAAGGGUUCCAAAAGGGUUAUUUGGCUGUCCUCAUAGGAGAACCCUUUGAAAAACCCUUUUCACAUAGGGUUCUACAUGGGACCCAAAAGGGUUCUACCUGGAACCAGAAAGGGUUCUCAUAUGGGGACAGCCGAAGAACCCUUUUGGAACCCUUUUUUCUAAGCCUGUAGAAUAAGAUGGUGUAAGAAUAACCGAAACAAAGAGAGGGGAAUAUGCCCAUAAAAGGUCUACCUUCGUGAAAUUCACUAGCUGCCUCAAUGCUUCUCAGAGUGAAAAACAACAACAGUAGGCUGUGUGUUUGUGUAACAGUACUCUUCUUGCGUUGUGUACAAUCAAUCAUCAACACGAACUCCAUCUAGUAACACCAGUCAUGGAGCUUUAUUCUGAUAGGAACAGCACAAAAUUGCACGUCAUGCAAUGCACGGCUCACCAUCCAACUCUGCACUCAUGCACUGUAGAAAAUAUACAAAUCCCCCACCAGACACAGUAAGUUGCUAGCUAGUAUUAGCUGGAAUUCUCUACAACAAAUAUUCACCAAAAAACACUGCAUCUUAUGUGUGAUGUUCGAAUAACAUUUACAAACAAAUUGAUAUAAAUUAUACAUUUACAUCAUCACUUGGGAGUAUAAAAAUCACUUUUGACGUACAGUACUUUGCAACCAACAACUUACCGCUGGUUUGGUGCUUGUUCACUGGGAUGAUUCUAACAUCUUCCCUCGUAAGCAAGCUACGCCAACCAGCCAAUAAGAUGCCAUGUUGAGUAGGCGAAUGCAUGACAAAACCAAAAACCCAUUGGCUUAACAAUAAAGUGGCAAGGGGAAUCACCAAUAUAACCCUGUUACAUUUGCACUGUCAUUUGAUAACUUGUUACACCAAUGUAAAGUAUUUUCCUCUGCAGGACCUGAUAAACAUUUACAUUUACGUCAUUUAGCAGACGCUCUUAUCCAGAGCGACUUACAAAUAGGUGCAUUCACAGCUUCAAAUAACCAAUUCAUCAUCAAGCUUUGAUGAUUUGAAUCAGCUGUGUAGUGCUAGGGCAAAAACCAAAACGUGCACCCGGGGGGGCACAUGACCCAGUUAGGGAAACCGUUCCAUAAACCACUGCAAACUAGCCUAUAGUCAACAAUUGGUGUAAUCCAGGGGUGUCAAACGUCCGGCCCGCGGGCCGGAUCAGGCCCGCAAACGGGUUUAAUCCGGCCCGCGAGAUGAUAAAAAAUAAAAUAAUAAAUAGCAAUUGUGUUAAGCAAACUGUUUAUACCGGGGCAGAGCAAGUAGGUCAAGCACCUGCAGCCAAUGAGCUACUUUGUUUUGCCCGCGAUAUUUAUUACGGCUUCUACUUUUAACCUUAUGUGCUUUGGCACCCUCAUUGCCCCAAUAUGUCUCUGUCAAAAAAGAGAAAAGUGGACGCAGAGUGUUCCAAGAAAAAUGGUAAUCCUAUUUAUUCACGGAAUUGAAUGGGAAAGCUGUAUGUUUGGUGUGUUCAGAGCAUGUUGCAGUGCUGAAAGAAUAUAACCUUCGUCGCCACUAUGUGAGUCUUCAUGCCGACAAAUAUGACAACAUUCAAGGACAGCGGAGAUGAGAGAAGGUGAAUGAACUGUUGGCGGGUCUGAAGAAAUAGCAGCCUGUGUUUACUCACAGCCGAGACAUCAGUGACGCUGCAGUGAAAGCUAGCUACCUCAUUGCUAAUGAAAUCGCAGUGGCUUCAAAACCAUUUAGUGAGGGUGAAUUUGUAAAAACAUGCAUGAUGAAGGCAGCGGAGAUUGUGUGCCCUGAAAAGCGGCAGGCUUUUGCAAAUAUCAGCCUGACAAGAAACACAGUUGCAGACAGGAUUUCCGAUCUUUCAGUGGAUUUGGACAGCCAGUUGAAGCAAAAAGUAAAGUCAUUUAUUGCGUUUUUCGGUUGCAAUUGAUGAAAGCACGGACAUUACAGAUGUUGCACAACUGGCCAUUUUCAUCCGCGGAGUUGAUGACACAUUGACCGUCACCGAGGAGUUCGUGGAGUUGGUGCCGAUGACAGAUACAACGACAGCAGCUGAUAUUUUUACCGCACUCGUCGGCGCGCUGGACAGGGUCGGAGUGGACUGGUCCCGCGCUGUCAGCCUGGCUACAGAUGGUGCGCCCUCAAUGAUCGGGAAAAAAAGCAGGCGUUGUGACAAAGUUCAGAGAGAAAGUGCAAUCUGCAAAUGGAGGACGUGAUUUUUUGACUUUUCACUGUAUUUUGCACCAGGAGGCUUUGUGUUGCAAGUCAUUAAAGAUGGAUAACGUCAUGAAGGUGGUCAUCCAAACUGUUAAUUUCAUCCGAUCCAGAAGCCUGAAUCACCGUCAGUUUGACAGCCUUCUCAGAGAGAAAGACCACAUCUAUGGCCUGCCAUACCACACUGAGGUAAGAUGGUUAAGCCGAGGUGCUGUGCUGAGGCGUUUCUUUGAUUUACGAGAAGAAAUUGAACAGUUCAUGGAAGAAAAGGGCAAACCAGUGUUAGAAUUUCAUUCCGCAGAAUGGAUGCAGGACCUUGCAUUUAUGGUGGAUGUUACAGAGCACCUGAAUAACUUGAACAAACAGCUGCAAGGGCGCAACAAAGUUGUCACGCAGUAUUAUGACAGCAUACGUUCUUUCAAGUUGAAGCUGUCAUUGUGGGAGACGCAACUUGCCGGUGGUGAUGCAGCUCACUUCCCCUGUCUGAAAAAUGUGUGCGCGACCCAACAUGUGGCAGACAUGAAGCGGUUCAAAGAUAAAAUAACGGGACUGUUACGGGAGUUUGAGCAACGCUUUCAGAUUUAUGUUUAUAUGUUUUUAUGUUGAUGUGCUAUUGUUUUUAAUUGAUUUUAUUUUAUUUGUAUAUUUAACCUAUUCUUGACUCUGUGGUUCUUGCACUUGUUUGGGGAACAGGAUUUCAUUAUUUUUAUCUACAUUUCUGCCUGAGAAAUGACACCCUGAUAUAGUUCUGUGAUCUGUGAUAUACUUCUGUUAAUCACUGAGGCAUUGUGUGUUUGUGUGUUCUUUUUCCUCAGAAUUUUCAAAUAAACUUGAGGUGUUUUAUGAUUAAUAGUGAUGUUGUGCUGUAUUUGGAACACUGUCCUCAGGCUCCAGCUUUAUGUUUUAUAUGUUUUAUAAAGAUGCUAUAUUUUGAAUUGUUUUUUUUAUUGUAUAUUUAACCAUGAUCUUGACUCUGGGUUCCGUGCCACUUGUUGGGAACGGAUUUCAGAUUUUCCUACCAUUUGGCCCUGAGAAGACACCCUGAUAGUUGUGCAUCUGUGAUCAACAUUGUUAACACUGAAGCAUUUGUUUGUCUUUCUUAGAAUUUCAAAUAAACUUACGUGUUUUCAUGACAUAGUGAGGUUGGCAUUGAUACUAUUGGAACACACUGUCCUCAGGCCCCUUAUGGUAUGCUUGAUCAAUAAACAAGACAACCAUCUGAAGUUGUUUUCUUUAAGGUUAUAAUUCCAGUUUUGGGCUCGGCCCACUUGGGAAUAGAUUUUCCUCCAUGUGGCCCCUGAGCUAAAAUGAGUUUGACACCCCUGGUGUAAUCACAUUCACAUCAAGCAUCUCUUUCCAAAUCUCUCACGAAUGCUCAAUACUGUUUCCAGCCCCUUAGCGUCAUUUGAUCCUCAUAGAAACAACAUCGCUUCCCUUGGCAACAUGGCCCCCUCUCGACGGUUGCCUUAGUAACUGAGCGCACCUCCUAUUUUUCUGCUUCGACGCGAGUAAAGGAUGUCGCAGGUUUGGGCUCGAGCGAAUCGAUUGAGGGAGACGAUUCUCUCUCUAUUUCAAAACUUUUAAACCCAGCAGAACAUUUGCAGACUUGACAACAUAUUCGUUCAUGCCGCAAAGAUGCGUCUUAGGAUGGAAACUAUGACCUAAUGCACUAGAAAUAUCUUGAGUGUCCAAGUGAGUACUGUAAUUAGCCUCUCAAGCCUGCCAUGUCCAUAUUAUGCAAAUUGUUUUUGACACAGCGUAGGCUUGUCAGAUGGAACACUUAUGUACCUGUUGCUAACCGUUUACUGGCAACAAACUAAAUGUCUGAAAACAUUUUGUUUAUUCCAAACUGUACACUUAUUUAUUCUAGUGAAUUAUCUUGAUUGGCUACUGAACUGGUUGCUAGGUUGAUUACAUAAUGCAGGGUAUUAGUAGGCUAGCAUUAGCAAGUGAGCUGUUUUGUUGUUGAGCGACCUAUGCAAUAUGGUGUCAGGUGGUUAUAGGGGGGAGGCAUUAUGAUCAUCUGGGAGAAACAUUCUGUUGUGUUCGUUCUUAUGUCAUCAUAUCACUGUGUGCAUAUUUCUCUGAUGUAGCCCUAACUGCCCCUGUACUGUAGGUGCCAGGUGUGUCCUGCUAAGGAGGAGCCAGUGGAGGCUGCAAAGAGUGCCCCUCAGUCAGAGCGCGACUUUGCUUCACCCGACGAUGAACCAGAGCCCCAGGAGGAGCUAGAGUCCAAGAGCGCCUCUCCAUCUCCUCCUCCCAGCCCAGAACCAGAUCCAGUCAAGACAGCAGAGCCUGAACCUAAACUAAAGGCCCAGGACGCCAAAGUAGCACCUGAACCGGUGACCCAACAACCACAGAAAGCAAAGGGGGCAGAGGACGGAACCAAACCUGACACCACUACCAAGGUAAUGUCACAGCCAUGGUUUCUCCUGAGGCCUGUACAGCUGUGGUACCUGUCAGCAAAUGCUAUUCCCUGCUGCUGUUCAGUCACUCAUGGCUGUUCUGUUCCUCUUUGCUUCUUACUGUCUCUGCAGGAGGAGGGGGAGACUGCAGAGGAGGGUGGCUGUGGUGGUAAGUAUUUGUUCAUUAUAAUACGGUUGUGUUUAUGUUUGUAAGGGAAUAUUGUAAUCACAUUUGAAUGCGUUUCUUGGUUUGAAAGUUGCAAGUCCCGUGAUGGACCUGACCAAUCCUUUAUCUGCGGAGAAUGCAUUGACCACCACAUGUGUGGUUGCAUGCAUGCAUGCAUUCAUGAUCUCUCACAGUGUAGGGAUUAAUAUUUUCCAGAAACCAAGUUUCAAUACCGGGAAUAAUUAAUUUUAUUCCAGAGCGCCCGGGAAAUAGCGCAAAAAUCAGAAGUGCCCAUUUAAAGUGUUUAAAACCAAGAUAUGGUUACUAUGCCAGGGUUCUCCCCAAAUAAGAGGGGCGCUGUGCCGCUAUGUAAAGAUUUCAGAGCAAAUUAAACUGAUAUUUAGUAAUGAUAGAGUAACUAUCUUUGAUCGCCAAUGACAUUGUUGAGAAUUGCGAAACAAGCCAUUCAUAAAUUCAGAGCGUUAUUAUGUUCCUCAAUUAAUUCGGCACAUUUCAGCAGUAGGCUAUCUCAACACAGAGUGUGCUCAGACAUUUAACAUUUAAGUCAUUUAGCAGACGCUCUUAUCCAGAGUGACUUACAGUUAGUGCAACAUUAUCACUCACCACCUUCCGGAGACAUUUGAAACCCCACCUCUUUAAGGAAUACCUGGGAUAGGAUUAAGUAAUCCUUCUACCCCCCCCUUACCCCAACCCCCCCCCCCCCCCCCCCCCCCCCCAGAAAAAAACAAAAAAACAUUGUAAAGUGGUUAUCCCACUGGCUAUAAGGUGAAUGCACCAAUUUGUAAGUCGCUCUGGAUAAGAGAGUCUGCUAAAUGACGUAAAUGUAAAUAAUAAUUUUUCAUGCUGGCCCCCCAUGGGAAACGAACCCACAACCCUUGCAUUGCAAACGCCAUGCUCUACCAACUGAGCUACAUUCCUGCCGGCCAUUCCCUCCCCUACCCUUGACGACACUGGGCCAAUUGUGCGCCGCCCCAUGGGUCUCCUGGUCGCGGCCGGCUACGACAGAGCCUGGAUUCGAACCAGGAUCUCUAGUGGCACAGCUAGCACUGCGAUGCAGUGCCUUAGACCACUGCGCCACUCGGGAGACAUAGAGCGCAAACCGAGUAUAGUGUUGUCAAACUCAAAUCAUGUAACGGCAAUGAAACAAAAGUCAAAUGACCAAAGUUGCUAAGCUUGCUAGAUAACCUCCUUCAAUGAAUGACAUAUCUUAUAUUUGGCAAAAUCGAGUUGAUGAUUAUACAGAUAGCAGAUCAGCUCAUGAAUAAUGGCGAGAUGAAGAGUGGAAACAGUUUAAAUAUCAACGUAUCUUAACGGGGACCAACUCUGUUUUAAAAUAUCUCAUACCGUUUGUUGAUCACACAUUCUCUACCGAAGCUCUCAUAUGGGCAGCAGUACGAGACCGCGCAGAGAAGAGGGGGAAUGUCAAAACAUAUAGACUCAAUGGUUGCUAAAAUGGGAAGAAGUCUGUCCAUGAUAGGGCGUUGGUCUGUCUUCUUGACAUCUCAGUCGACCAGACAGGUCCUAAAGGCCCUAGUUUGGUCGCACCUGGACUACUGCCCAGCUGUGUGGUCAUGUGUUGCAAAGAAGGACAUAGUUAAAUUGCAGUUGUUCCAGAACAAAGCAGCACGUAUCGCACUUAGAUGUACAUGGAGGGAAAGUGUCUGUAACUUUUAUGUCAGUAUCUCCUGGCUCAAUGUUGAGGAGAGAUUGACUGCAACACUAUUGGUCUUUGUGCGAGGUAUUGAAGGUACCGAACUUUCUGUUCAAGCAGUUGGCACACAGUUCGGACACAAGACAUGCAACCAGAGGUCUCUUCACAGUCCCCAGGUCCAGAACAGAGGCUGGGAAACACACAAUAUUAAAUAGACACAUGACUACAUGGAACUCUCUGCCACCCCAGGAAACUCAAGCUAGCAAUAAAACCAGAUUAAAAACCAGAUAAAAGAACACCUUACUGCACAAAGGGGACUGUGAAGAGACACAGCCAUUUUAUAUAUAUUGUAUUGUAAUUUGCACUGUACUAUGUAUCAGACCUAGAUAUUUUGUGUAUGUACUGAUAUGUAUAUUUAUUUCGACGCAAAACUCACCAUUGGCGUGUGUGUCAAAGAGCUCUAUUAUCAAAUCAAGUUGUAUUGGUCACAUACACAUUUAGCAGAUGUUAUUGCGGGUUUAGCGAAAUGCUUGUGUUCCUAGCUCCAACAGUGCAGUAGUAUCUACAAUUCACAACAAUACAAAAAUCUAAAAGUAAAAUAAUGGAAUUAAGAAAUAUAUAAAUAUUAGGACGAGCAAUGUCGGAGUGGCAUUGACUAAAAUACAGUAGAAUAGAAUGCAGUAUAUACAUAUGAGAUGAGUAAAGCCGUAUGUAAACAUUAUUAAAGGGACUAGUGUUCCAUGAUUAAAGUGGCCAGUGAUUCCUUGUCUAUGUAUAUAGGGCAGCAGCCUCUAAGGUGCAGGGUUGAGUAACCAGGUGGUAGCGGGCUAGUGAUGGCUAUUUAACAGUCUGACGGCCUUGAGAGAGAAGCUGUUUUUCAGUCUCGGUCCCAGCUUUGAUGCAUCUGUACUGACCUCGCCUACUGGAUGAUAGCGGGGUGAACAGGCCGUGGCUCGGGUGGCUUCCUGUGACAUUGGGUGCUGUAGGUCAGGCAGUGUGCCCCCGGUGAUGCGUUGGGCAGACCGCACCACCCUCUGGAGAGCUCUGCGGUUGCGGGCGGUGCAGUUGCCUUACCAGGGUGUGAUACAGGCCGAAAGGAUGCUCUCAAUUGUGCAUCUGUAAAAGUUUGUGAGUGUCUUAGGGGCUGUUGUGCCUUCUUCACCACACUGUCUGUGUGGGUGGACCAUUUCAGAUUGUCAGUGAUGUGUACGCUGAGGAACUUGAAGCUUUCCACCUUCUCCACUGCGGUCUGGGCGAUGUGGAUAGGGGGGUGCUCCCUCUGCUGUUUCCUGAAGUCCACGAUCAGCUCCUUUGUUUAGUUGACGUUGAGGGAGAGGUUAUUGUCCUGCCACAACUCCACCAUGGUCAGAUGACAUGAAAAUAGAGCUCAUCAGUGCUAGGUUUUGUGUCGAAAGAAAGAUGCAAAUGCAGAAAAUAACCCCAUACGUACUGUAACAUAUGGUGGUGGAUCUUUGAUGUUAUGGGGCUAUUUUGCUUCCACUGGUCCUAGGGCCCUUGUUAAGGUCAACGGCAUCAUGAACUUUACCCAGUACCAGGACAUUUUAGACAAAAAUCUGGUUGCCUCCGCCAGGAGGCUGAAACUUGACCGCAAGUGGAUCUUCCAGAAGACAAUAACCCAAGGACAUCAAAAUCGACAAAGAAAUUGUUAAUUGGCCACAAAAAUCAACAUUUUGCAAUGGCCAUCUCAGACUUUAACCCUAUUGAAAACCUGUGGUUUGAAUUGAAGAGGGCAGUCCAUAAGCACAGACGAAUGAUAUCAAGGAUCUGGAAAUAUUCUGUAAGGAGGAAUGGUCUAAGAUCCCUUCCAAUGUGUUCUCCAAUCCCAUAAAACAUUUUAGAAAAAGGCUUGAUGCCGUUAACCUCGCAAGGUGAGGUAUUGAAAGGUAUUGAAAACAGGGGUGUCAAUCAUUUUGACCGCUAUCUUUUUGAGAAAAAAAAAAUCUGACUUGUUAAACAUCUCUUUCUCCGAGCAAUUGUAUUAGUAUAAAAUAAUAUAAUUUAGCAUACAAUAUAGCUCAGUUUUUGAAUUAUUUAUUUUAUACAGUCUUUUUUGCUGAUCUUUAUCAAAGGUGCCAAUAAUUAUGGAUCUGACUGUUUAUCUAUAUAUUUUUUAGGAGGGGGUCGGUGGCCCCCUAGCGGCCGGGCCCUAAGUGACCGCUUAUGUCGGUGAUUCCCAGGGCCGGCCCUAAUUAGGAUGAGUGUUGUCUAGUGCUGCCUGACUGACUGACUGACGGUGUUGUGUUCUCCUCCCAGUCCCUGCCAGCUGCGAUGCAGUAAAGAGCUGUCUCAUGCAUGUUCCCCAUGCGCCUGAGUGCCUCGACAGCUUCAACAACCUGCUGAAAGAGCACAACAUCACCCCUCCUAAACUUCCCCCCAUGCCCCAACUCCCCACCAAUCUCUCCAAGUUCACCUCCCAGGUCACCCAGCUAGUGCCCUCUCUCCCCCCAGAACUUGCCCAAGAGCUCUCCCAGUACACUCGGCCAUUCACCCAAAUGUCCCAGCGUGUCUCCCAACUGCCACUACAGAUAUCUCAACUGCCCCAAAUGAUGUCCCAACUGCCCCAGCAGCUCCAAGUUCAAAUACAUCAGCAGUUACCCGGUCUACCCACCAACCUACCCCAGCAGUUAUCGAGCUUACCCCAAACCCUGGCCAAUAUCCCCAGCCAGAUAUACAACUUACCUCAGCGAGCGGGACAAUCCUACACCAAUGUGCAGAACCGCCUGAACAGCCUUAUGCCUCAGGAUGCCUAAGCAGCAGCAGCAGAAUCGUGACCUGGAGUUGGACCGCCUGGUCCGCCAGGUCCCCCUCCACCACCACCACUCCCCGACCCGCACCCCCUCCCCGUCCUCCCCCAAUAGUACCCUGGAGAUGCCCAACGUGCCCUCCUACCCCCACUUGCCCCCCAUCAGCCUGUCCAGGCAACUGUCAGGGCUUUCCAACCCUGCCUUCCACAUCGAGGACGACCCCACAUCCGCUCGGCCCUCAGGUGAUUCAGUGGCAGCCCACAGACGUCCUGCUCUGGCAUGCUGCCCUGUUCAGCGCUGUGCGGUGCUGUGCUUAGAUCUGCUGGGCUAUGUUGUGUUGGAGUCCGUUGUUGUCACUAGCUCUGUGUUCGUUGUUGUUGUUGUUGUUGUUUUGUAUCCUGUGGUUCCAGGAAGCUCUUGCUUUAAAUGGUCUACUCUGUUUGUUCCCUGUAUGUUUUGUUUUGUUUUUGUUCUUUUAGAUUAGUUUCAGCUGUGUGUAUUGUGAUAGGCAAGCCUUCAAGUGGCACUUGGACAACAGAGGAAGAGUCAGAGUAUAUGACACUUGUAGUGUCCUGUUUCGCGCCUAGAAUGUGUAUAGAGUACCACAGUUCAAAGCCUCAUUACUAGCUGUGUUCCACUUCCCAAUAACAUCCCUGGAGAAUAGUUGAUCAAGUUCUUGUUGCUUCCCCAGCGAGCUCCAGGCUCAGUGUGCACCCUGCUGUCAAUGUGGAGGACGUGGAUUCAGGCGGAGGGGGGCACCAUCGACACAUUCCCCAAAUCCUCAUCCCCCAGGACCCCAACCUCAAGACCCUGACCGUACCCAGAGUAUCCAAAGCCAGCCGCCAGAGGUGAGCCCACACUCCCAAAUUAAUUUGCUUCCACUUGGAAUAAGGGAAUUAUAUAAAUGUAAAGCAGCUAAACACAUCACUGCUGUCUAAGUAAUGCAUAAUACUGUACUAGUUCUACUACCGUUGAAGUAACUUAUUUCCCAAUCUAUAAUUAUAUCUUCUAAAUGUCUGUUUUCUUUUUCUCUCCUAUAUUGCUUUGGCCAAAACAGCAAAGUUUCUGAUAAAGAGUAAGAACAGAGAAUGGAUACACAAUAGUAGAUCUUAGACCACCGCGGGCAGGUGGUUUUAUUUGGCCCCCCAAGUUUUCUGAGCGAUUUAUUUUUUUUUAAAUGUGUAUUAUUAUUAUUAUUGGACAUAAUAGACUGUAAAAACACCAGGAAAUCAGCUCCAAGUGAUUUUAAAAUCUGUUUGGACUUCUUGUGGUCAAUUUGCAGUCUACGUUCCGGCCCCCCCGACCAUCCGCUCAAUAGAAAAAUUGGUCUGCGGCUGAAUCUAAUUGAUGAUCCCUGUCUUAGACUGUAUUUCAAAUGUGCAGUGCUCUCUGUUUUGUUUGUGGAUAGCCCCAUCCACAUGGGGUCUAGUAUUCCUUUACCUCCCCUUCUACUGUCUGUCUCUCAAUAGCAUGUUCACCUGUGUUUGUAGUCCUCACUCACUCACUCACACUCCUCUGUCCCUGUUGAUGGAACCAUGGGCUGACCUAGUGAGAAGAAACCCAGGAAUAUCUGGACCAAGAUGUAAGAUAUAUAAUCAUUGUCACGUCAAGGAUCCAUCCAUCAAGUCACCGUUUGUCCCAUCAUCAAAAAUUCACCCUGACUGCAUUGCCACUCCUUCACCCAAUCCUAACCUGUGUGGCUCUCUGUAUAGUUGUUUUAUUGUGUACUGUAUACUCAAAAGAGCUGAUGCUCAAGAUAGUUCAGGGCCUCAUUCAGUGUACGUGAAACCAACAAUGUCACCAUGUUCAACCAUGUUCCACAUACUGUAUUUCCUAUACUUCCCUUCCUGUGUAGACUGUAAUGCCCAUGGCAAGGCCAAGACUGCAGGGAGCAAUCUAAUAACAGAGCAGGGUCCAAAUGAUAGCAGCCUUGGUCUUUCCUCUCCAUCUGUCUCUGGAUCAGUUCUGUGCGUAGUUUCCUUCUGUGCCUCAGUGUUGUUCCCUGUCUCCCCUCCACAGAAAGAACCUGCACUCUCAGAGUGAGGAUGAUGAAGAGGAGACUGAGACCGCAGUGAGGGCAUGGCCUAGCCAGUCCAGCAUCCUCAGUGGAGACGAUGGGUGAAUACUGAUACCUACACAUCACCACUGUUAGCUAGCUACAUAUGACUCCUGCACAAAAUGUGUUGGCCAGUGGGUGUCGACAAUGUGGUCAGAAUGACCUUUCUCAUAGCAUCAGUGAAUGUCUUGAGAGAGGUUAUAUUGACUGAAAUUCUGACACUAGAAGUGCAGAGGUAAAAUGUGUGGGUGGGAGACAUUUUCCAUUUUUAUUGGUGCUUUUAUUGACACCAACAUAAGGAGAGUCUGUGUGGGACUGUGUUGUUAAUAUUUACUUCAAAAGAAUAGUGAUGUGUGGUGUCAGGGAAAGUUUUUGGGGCAGGUGCGUGCGUGUGUGUGUGUGCGUUAAUUAACCUAUGGAUGUUUUGUGUUUGAAGGCUAAAGGAGCGCCCUGCGUCGUCCGCUAGCCAGACCAGCUACAUGGUGAAUGAGCGCCUACAGAAACUGGUCAAGAUGUUUAAGGAGAGGACAGAGAGGGCCAAAGAGAAACUCAUUGACCCAGAUCACUCUGAUGAUGACAGUCCCACUGCCUGUGAGGAACACAGUUACACUCUGGUCAUGUGCUCAAUAUACACAAAACUUGCAACACAUACAGUGAGGGAAAAAAGUAUUUGAUCCCCUGCUGAUUUUGUACGUUUGCCCACUGACAAAUAAAUUAUCAAUCUAUAAUUUUAAUUGUAGGUUUAUUUGAACAGUGAGAGACAGAAUAACAAAAAAAUCCAGAAAAACGCAUGUCAGAAAUGUUAUAAAUUGAUUUGCAUUUUAAUGAGGGAAAUAAGUAUUUGACCCCUCUGCAAAACAUGACUUAGUACUUGGUGGCACAACCCUUGUUGGCAAUCACAGAGGUCAGACAUUUCUUGUAGUUGGCCACCAGGUUUGCACACAUCUCAGGAGGGAUUUUGUCCCACUCCUCUUUGCAGAUCUUCUCCAAGUCAUUAAGGUUUCGAGGCUGACGUUUGGCAACUCAAACCUUCAGCUCCCUCCACAGAUUUUCUAUGGGAUUAAGGUCUGGAGACUGGCUAGGCCACUCCAGGACCUUAAUGUGCCUCUUCUUGAGCCACUCCUUUGUUGCCUUGGCCAUGUGUUUUGGGUCAUUGUCAUGCUGGAAUACCCAUCCACGACCCAUUUUCAAUGCCCUGUCUCAUCUGACCACAACACUUUCACCCAGUUCUCCUCUGAAUCAUUCAGAUGUUCAUUGGCAAACUUCAGGCAUAUAUAUGUGCUUUCUUGAGCAGGGGGAACUUGCGGACGCUGCAGGAUUUCAGUCCUUCACGGCGUAGUGUGUUACCAAUUGUUUUCUUGGUGACUAUGGUCCCAGCUGCCUUGAGUUCAUUGACAAGAUCCUCCCGUGUAGUUCUGGGCUGAUUCCUCACCGUUCUCAUGAUCAUUGCAACUCCACGAGCUGAGAUCUUGCAUGGAGCCCCAGGCCGAGGGAGAUUGACAGUUAUUUUGUGUUUCUUCCAUUUGCGAAUAAUCUUGUAGCCCAUUCCAGCCUUGUGUAGGUCUACAAUCUUGUCCCUGACAUCCUUGGAGAGCUCUUUGGUCUUGGCCAUGGUGGAGAGUUUGGAAUCUGAUUGAUUGAUUGCUUCUGGGACAGGUGUUUUUUAUACAGGUAACAAGCUGAGAUUAGGAGCACUCCCUUUAAGAGUGUGCUCCUAAUCUCAGCUCGUUACCUGUAUAAAAAGACACCUGGGAGCCAGAUAUCUUUCUGAUUGAGAUGGGGUCAAAUACUUAUUUCCCUCAUUAAAAUGCAAAUCAAUUUAUAACAUUUCUGACAUGCGUUUUUCUGGACCAAAAUCGAGCUCUUUGGCAUCAACUCAACUCGCCGUGUUUGGAGGAGGAAUGCUGCCUUUGACCCCAAGAACACCAUCCCCACCGUCAAACAUGGAGGUGGAAACAUUAUGCUUUGGGGGUGUUUUUCUGCUAAGGGGACAGGACAACUUCACCGCAUCAAAGGGAUGAUGGACGGGGCCAUGUACCGUCAAAUCUUGGGUGAGAACCUCCUUCCCUCAGCCAGGGCAUUGAAAAUGGGUCAUGGAUGGGUAUACCAAAACACACGGCCAAGGCAACAAAGGAGUGGCUCAAGAAGAAGCACAUUAAGGUCCUGGAGUGGCCUAGCCAGUCUCCAGACCUUAAUCCCAUAGAAAAUCUGUGGAGGGAGCUGAAGGUUUGAGUUGCCAAACGUCAGCCUCGAAACCUUAAUGACUUGGAGAAGAUCUGCAAAGAGGAGUGGGACAAAAUCCCUCCUGAGAUGUGUGCAAACCUGGUGGCCAACUACAAGAAAUGUCUGACCUCUGUGAUUGCCAACAAGGGUUGUGCCACCAAGUACUAAGUCAUGUUUUGCAGAGGGGUCAAAUACUUAUUUCCCUCUCUGUAGACAGAUACAGUUACAAACACACAUGGCUUACAAACAAUGAGCCUGUUUGACAAUACUACCAAUAAGAGCAAAACAGGGGAGGGCUGGGUGGGCAUACCUCCUCGGCGGCGGUUCUGGCUCCGGCCUUGCCCACCACCCUCCAAUAAUCCCCCCAUAGCGCCCCUGGUCCGGUCUGGCCCCGCUGGCUGGAGCUGACCUGAACGUAGCAGGAACGGCUAGCUUCAGCUCCGUUGUGGAGCAGUUGAGCGGUACCUGAUUUGGCACCGAUGACCCAGGCACGGGUUGUGCCGGACUGACGACGCGCACCCCUGGCUUGGUGCGUGAGGCAGGAACGGACCGGACCGGGCUGACGAUGCGCACCCCUGGCUUGGUGCGUGGAGCAGCAACGGGCCGGACCGGGCUGACGAUGCGCACCCCUGGCUUGGUGCGUGGAGCCGGAACGGGCUUUACCGGGCUGAUGACUCGCACCCCUUGCUUGGUGCGAGUAGCAGGAACGGGCUGGACCAGGCUGACGACUCGCACCCCUGGCUUGGUGCGAGUAGCAGGAACGUUCUGGACCAGGCUGACGACUCGCACCCCUGGCUUGGUGCGAGUGGCAGGAACAGGCCGGGCCGGGCUGGCGACUCGCACCCCUGGCUUGGUGCGAGUGGCAGGAACAGGCCGGGCCGGGCUGGCGACGCGCACCGUAGGCUUGGUGCGAGUGGCAGGAACAGGCCGGGCCGGGCUGGCGACGCACACCGUAGGCUUGGUGCGAGUGGCAGGAACAGGCCGGGCCGGGCUGGCGACGCACACCGUAGGCUUGGUGCGAGUGGCAGGAACAGGCCGGGCCGGGCUGGCGACGCGCACCGUAGACUUGGUGCGUGGAGCAGGGGACAGGCCGGGCCGGGCUGGCGACGCACCCCGUAGGCUUGGUGCGUGGAGCAGGAACAGGCCGGGCUGGGCUGGCGACGCACCCCGUAGGCUUGGUGCGUUGAGCAGGGACAGGCCGGGCCGGGCUGGUGACGCACCCCGUAGGCUUGGUGCGUGGAGCAGGAACAGGCCGGGCUGGGCUGGCGACGCACCCCGUAGGCUUGGUGCGUGGAGCAGGGACAGGCCGGGCUGGGCUGGCGACGCACCCCCGUAGGCUUGGUGCGUGGAGCAGGGACAGGCCGGGCUGGGCUGGCGACGCACCCCGUAGGCUUGGUGCGUGGAGCAGGGACAGCCGGACUGGGCUGGCGACGCACACCGUAGGCUUGGUGCGUGGAGCAGGGACAGGCCGGGCUGGGCUGGCGACGCACCCCGUAGGCUUGGUGCGUGGAGCAGGGACAGGCCGGGCUGGCGACGCACACCGUAGGCUUGGUGCGUGGAGCAGGGACAGGCCGGACUGGGCUGGCGACGCACACCGUAGGCUUGGUGCGUGGAGCAGGGACAGGCUGAACCGGGCUGUGGAGACGGAUAGGAGACCUGGAGUGAAGAGCGGCCACAACCCGUCCUGGCUGAAUGCCUACCCUCACACACUCUGUGUGAGGCAUCCGCACAGGACGUACAGGGCUGUGUACCCGUACUGGCAUAACAGCACGUGACACUGGAGCAGGAUAUCCGGGACCGCGGAGAGGCAUUGGAGACCACGAGCGUUGAGCCGGCACACUCCGUCCUGGCUGCAUACCCCCCUUCGCACGACACGUGCGGGGUGCUCGCACAGGACGUACAGGACUAUGCCGGCCCACUCGUGGCACAGUACGCCGCUCCGCAUACCGCGGAACCUGCCCCGACCCAUGCUGCCAUGCCUGAGUACGGGAAGUUGGUUCCGCUCUCCAUCCAGGCUCCGCCAACCUGCCUUCUGGCCCCCUUAACCCGGUGGCCUCCUCUCCAAAUCGCCCUGUGGCAGCCUCCUGCUGCCCAGCCGCCCAUGCCGUGUGCCCCCCCCUAAAAAAUUUUGGGGGUUGCCUCUCGUCCGUCCGACGAUGGCACUGCUGACGCCGCUGCUCCUCUCUCGCCAGGGCCUUAAUCCUAGCCCAAGGUCCCUUGCCCCCGAGCAUGUCCUCCCAGGACCACGAUUUGCCCACCUGGGCCAUCGCCAGCCUCUCCAUCUCCUUUCCUGGCGCUUCCUCCCAUGUCCAGUCUGCCUGCUCCUGGACACGCUGCUUGGUCCUUUUAUGGUGGGUUCUUCUGUCACGAUCGUCAGGGAGAGACCAAUGCGCAGCGUGAUGAACGAACAUGAUUACUUUAUUUAAUUAAAGUGCACACACAAAACAAUAAACGACUCGUGAAGUCCACGGUAACAAUGACCGACACGGAACAAGAACCCACAAACACAAAAGGAAAACAGACAGUAUAAAUAUGGCUCCCAAUCAGAGACAACCAGCCAACAGCUGACACUCGUUGCCUCUGAUUGGGAGUCACUCAGGCCAACAUAGAAAUACACAACCUAGAACCCCCAACUUAGAAAUAGAACACAUAGAAUGAACACACCCUGGCUCAACAUAUAGAGUCCCAGAGCCAGGGUGUGACACCCAAAGCAAUUGGACAUUUCGAAAAAGCUAAUAAAAGACACCUGUUGUGAAGUCUUACAGUAGCUUUUAUUUCCAAGUGCUAACACACAGUCCAUACCAUUUUUAUGUCUCUGCGUGCAGAGUUGAAGGUAGCAAAUUGUUAGCUUAGUGCAAUUGCUGGAAGUCUCCAGGAACUACUAACCAGCUCCUCACAAAAGCAGGGAAAUAAACCUUCUAACUACUCCAGAGCUGGGUGGUUGGUCAUAUAGCCUUACAAAGCUAUACAGUGGGGAAAAAAAGUAUUUAGUCAGCCACCAAUUGUGCAAGUUCUCCCACUUAAAAAGAUGAGAGAGGCCUGUAAUUUUCAUCAUAGGUAUACGUCAACUAUGACAGACAAAAUGAGAUUUUUUUCUCUCCAGAAUAUCACAUUGUAGGAUUUUUAAUGAAUUUAUUUGCAAAUUAUGGUGGAAAAUAAGUAUUUGGUCAAUAACAAAAGUUUCUCAAUACUUUGUUAUAUACCCUUUGUUGGCAAUGACACAGGUCAAAUGUUUUCUGUAAGUCUUCACAAGGUUUUCACACACUGUUGCUGGUAUUUUGGCCCAUUCCUCCAUGCAGAUCUCCUCUAGAGCAGUGAUGUUUUGGGGCUGUCGCUGGGCAACACAGACUUUCAACUCCCUCCAAAGAUUUUCUAUGGGGUUGAGAUCUGGAUACUGGCUAGGCCACUCCAGGACCUUGAAAUGCUUCUUACAAAGCCACUCCUUUGUUGCCCAGGCGGUGUGUUUGGGAUCAUUGUCAUGCUGAAAGACCCAGCCACGUUUCAUCUUCAAUGCCCUUGCUGAUGGAAGGAGGUUUUCACUCAAAAUCUCACGAUACAUGGCCCCAUUCAUUCUUUCCUUUACACGGAUCAGUCGUCCUGGUCCCUUUGCAGAAAAACAGCCCCAAAGCAUGAUGUUUCCACCCCCAUGCUUCACAGUAGGUAUGGUGUUCUUUGGAUGCAACUCAGCAUUCUUUGUGCUCCAAACACAACGAGUUGAGUUUUUACCAAAAAGUUAUAUUUUGGUUUCAUCUGACCAUAUGACAUUCUCCCAAUCCUCUUCUGGAUCAUCCAAAUGCACUCUAGCAAACUUCAGACGGGCCUGGACAUGUACUGGCUUAAGCAGGGGGACACGUCUGGCACUGCAGGAUUUGAGUCCCUGGCGGCGUAGUGUGUUACUGAUGGUAGGCUUUGUUACUUUGGUCCCAGCUCUCUGCAGGUCAUUCACUAGGUCCCCCUGUGUGGUUCUGGGAUUUUUGCUCACCGUUCUAGUGAUCAUUUUGACCCCACGGGGUGAGAUCUUGCGUGGAGCCCCAGAUCGAGGGAGAUUAUCAGUGGUCUUGUAUGUCUUCCAUUUUCUAAUAAUUGCUCCCACAGUUGAUUUCUUCAAACCAAGCUGCUUACCUAUUGCAGAUUCAGUCUUCCCAGCCUGGUGCAGGUCUACAAUUGUGUUUCUGGUGUCCUUUGACAGCUCUUUGGUCUUGGCCAUAGUGGAGUUUGGAGUGUGACUGUUGGUUGUGGACAGGUGUCUUUUAUACUGAUAACAUGUUCAAACAGGUGCCAUUAAUACAGGUAACGAGUGGAGGACAGAGGAGCCUCUUAAAGAAGAAGUUACAGGUCUGUGAGAGCCAGAAAUCUUGCUUGUUUGUAGGUGACCAAAUACUUAUUUUCCACCAUAAUUUGCAAAUAAAUUCAUAAAAAAUCCUACAAUGUGAUUUUCUGGAUUUUCUUUCCUCAAUUUGUCUGUCAUAGUUGACGUGUACCUAUGAUGAAAAUUACAGGCCUCUUUCAUCUUUUUAAGUGGGAGAACUUGCACAAUUGGUGGCUGACUAAAUACUUUUUUUCCCCACUGUACAUGGUAAUCAAUAUUUUAUAAAUGUGUUAAUUUUACUGAUAAUCCUAAGAAACAAGAUUCUAACCACUUCCUCAUUCUGUCCCGUUGUCGCAUAGAGAUGUAUAGAGAUCGCAGCGUUUUAUCUAUCUCAAUGCCGCUGCCCGUGCUCUCACAGAUGCCAUAAUGAGACAGAUACAACGUUGACCUCUGACCUGUGACUCUCUUCUCUGUUCUCUCACCUGCAGCCCCUGCGAGAUCUCCAACACCAACUCCUGCGCCUCCAGAGGAGCCGGAGGAGGAAGCACAACCAGCCUCCCCUGAGAGGGAGGACGAGGAGCAGCAACAGCAACCCCAGUCUAGACUGUGGUGCAAGGUGACACCUCCUCGCUGGAUCAGAGCCCUGCUGCACUACCGCUUCCCCGCUAGCAUCGACCCCUUCACCAGUGAGCUCCCCCUCCGCCGAGCAUACACUACCUCCUCCUUUAACCCUCCUCUCUCAUCCUCCUGCUUUCCUCCUCCCUGCUCCUAUUCUUAUAGUAAACCCUCCUCCUAUCCUCUUUUUUUUCUAUUGCCAUCUCCUGUGUAGACUUCCUUUUGCUUUUAUCAGAAUGUUAGUUUGGAUCCACCAAGUGGUUAAUGGGUUGAUCUUUCAGUGACCUAAAUUGUUGCUCCUGUCAUACCUGCUCUUUCUUUUGAAGUAUAAGGAUGAUGCAUUAGGGCACUUCAGCCUUUGCUGGGGGUUGACACUGGUUCUCUCUCGCUCUAGAUCUGGUCUAUGUGCUGUGGCUAUUUAUCGUCACCUUGGCGUGGAACUGGAACGUGUGGCUGAUCCCGAUGCGCUGGGCCUUCCCCUACCAGACCCCUAGUAACAUCUACCAGUGGCUGCUCGCUGACUACCUGUGUGACCUCAUCUACAUCCUGGACAUCCUGGUCUUCCAGCCCCGCCUGCAGUUUGUCCGCGGUGGAGACAUAGUGGUGAUAUAGCCAGCUUAGGCGACAUAACUACAGUUGUUAAAUGGCACUAUUUUGACAUAUUCUAAGUAGAGCAUGUUGCCAGACGAGGGUUUAUGUCUCAAAUGGAUUUUCCAGACACAGAAAUACACGUCAAAAUCAUUGAUGUAUGUGUUUUUCUUUGUUUACAUUGCAGUUUGACAAAAAAGACAUGCGAAAGAAUUACAUGAAAACCUUCCGGUUCAAGGUAGAUUUUCACCUGAAAAUGUUGCAGUAUUCACUACUGAAUAGCUUUGAAUAAGAGGUUGUUUUUAAGCCAUGUAAUGAGGUAUCAGUUUAUUUUCUGACCGUAUCUGUGUCGACUGUGUUUCUCUGGGUUACAGAUGGAUGUCAUCAGUCUUGUGCCACUGGAGUUGUUCUAUUUUAAAACUGGAAUCAACCCACUCCUCCGCUUCCCACGGCUACUAAAAGUAAGGCUCACCUGCCACCUGUGUAGUCCACCUGGGUAGACUGUGACACAUACAAUCAUAUUAUUCACACUGCAAUGAAAAUAUGUAAUCUUUCUGAAUUCUCUUAGAUAAUGUCUUUCUUCGAGUUCAACGACCGUCUUGAGGCCAUCCUGACCAAAGCCUAUGUUUACAGGUGAGCACAGUAAACUGUUGUUCAAUUCUUUGUACAUUAUCUGUAUCGCCAUGCUCAGAUCACAAUGAAUAUGAUUAUAUGGACAGGGGGACCUGAUCCUAGAUAAGCAAUCCUAUUAGUCUGAGACGCUUUCUGAAUGCAGGGCCUGGUCUUUCUGAGAGAAGUGAGGGGCAGCUCAGUAUGUAUAACCCAGUCUCUUUCCUUCUGUCUGGUUUGAUUAGAGUGAUCCGGACCACCACCUACCUGCUGUACUGCCUCCACUGUAAUGCCUGUCUGUUCUACUGGAUCUCUGCGUAUGAAGGUCUGGGCUCCACGAAGUGGGUCUAUGAUGGAAAGGGCAACAGGUGUGUGGAUUCACCUUUGUUAGCCUCAUAUCUUUACACUAUCAUCAUUUAAUUGUCCCUAUAAUCCUGUUUGUCAGUUACAUCCGCUGCUACUACUUUGCUGUGAAGACUCUGAUCACCAUUGGUGGACUGCCGGAACCCACAAAGCUCUUUGAAAUCAUCUUUCAGCUCAUCAACUACUUUGUAGGAGUGUUUGCCUUUUCCAUCAUGAUUGGACAGGUUGGUUACCACAUUACUAAUAGAUGUGUUUGAGAGAGUGCAUUAUGUAAAAUAUGAUAGUGUGUUUAUGGAUGAAAUAUCUAGAUGCUAUGAUAUUUGCUGUUUAAUAAUACUACUACUUGUUAUCUAGCUCUGAAUCCUUAUUUGGACCAUUUGUGCUCUUAUAAGCUGAUUAUACUGUUGUCAAUGGCUGUUGUGAUUGGUGUCGACUCCUGAUUGGGCAAUGACUGUCUCUUGCAGAUGAGAGAUGUGGUUGGUGCAGCCACUUCAGGACAGGCAUACUACAGAGCAUGCAUGGACAACACUGUCAAAUACAUGGCCUCCUACCAUAUUCCCAAAGACGUGCAGAACCGGGUCAAAACCUGGUACAACUACACCUGGCAGUCCCAGGGCAUGCUGGGUAGGGACAUGUUACUUUUCAUUGGGUUGUGUUGCAUUGCUUUGUCUUGUGUUGUGUUGACUCUGUUAGUGUCUGUCUCUAUACAGAUGAAAAGGAGCUUCUGGUCCAGCUCCCAGACAAGAUGAGGCUGGACAUCGCUGUGGAUGUCAAUUAUGACAUCGUCAGUAAAGUCUCUCUCUUCCAGGUGCGUAAGUCUUAUGGCCUCUUCAGGCUGUCUCAGACCACAGAAGAUUUAAACAGCUCUAUCUCUCUAUAUUUCUCAGUCAGCGCUUCUUCUCCCUUUCAGGGUUGUGAUAGACAGAUGAUCUUUGACAUGUUGAAGAGUCUGAGGUCUGUUGUUUACCUCCCAGGGGACUAUGUCUGCAAAAAGGUAAAGGCUAAAGCUAGAUGCAGUAGCUUUGCCACUUCUCUAGCGUGUUUGUUCGCAUGCAUUUCUGUUUGAAUGUAUUUACUGUGCAGUUUGUAUGCACUCUGCUCCUUCUUCUUUGUGUAAGGCAAACUGAAAAGAACAGGAGGUCUGUCCAGUUGUCUGACUGCCCCUCUGUGUUUCAGGGCGAGGUUGGACGGGAGAUGUACAUCAUCAAGGCCGGGGAGGUGCAGGUGGUGGGCGGGCCAGACGGGAAGACUGUGUUUGUCACGCUGAGGUCGGGGUCAGUAUUUGGGGAAAUCAGGUGAGCAUCCUGAUGUCAAGUCUGACGUGUGCUAUUUAUGUCACUGAAGCAAGGACACACAUUUUAUCCAGGGAAUGUACUUUUUCCUAAUUAAAUGUUUUCUCUUUGGGUUGAAAGCUUGCUUGCAGUGGGUGGAGGAAACAGGAGAACAGCGAACGUGGUGGCUCAUGGCUUCGCCAACAUGUUCAUCCUGGACAAGAAGGACCUCAAUGAGAUUCUAGUGCAUUACCCCGAGUCUCAGAAGCUGCUCCGCAAGAAGGCCAGGUGAGAGAGAGGAAAAAGUGACUAAAACCGACUUUAUUUAUUUAUGGGAAUCCACUGAUAUUAUGGCUGCCUUGAAGUUCACAUUUGUUAGAGUGUACUGUAGUACACUAUAGGAAUUAAUGAUUGUUUGAUGUUUCUGUCUACAGGAAGAUGCUGACAAAAGACAAGAAGCCGGAGCCUCCGAAGGAGCCAGCCCAGGUGAUCCCUCCUCGGACAGAGACACCCAAGCUACUCGUUGCUGCUCUGGAGAUGGCUCAUCAGAAAACAGGCCUCAAAAGGACCCUCGCCAAGAUAAAGGAGAACACCAACAAAUCCAGCGUUUCUCUACAGGUAUGGUAUUUGCUGUACAAAAACACACACAUUGUCUAUACACACACAACGCACCCACCCACACACACUUGUAUGCUCUAAAUGAACUAACCUCUCCGUUUCCCCACAGCCCUCAAUGUCCUCCUCCCUGACUCCCCUGUCCCCAGUCUCUCCUGUCUCCAGUCUGGACCCAGAGCACAAGACUGGCACCAUGUCCCCAACCUCAGACAGCUCCACGUCGCUCUGCCCCGCCUCCCAUUGUCACAGAGAUGAGACGCUGUCCAAGGAGCAGGACAACGUGGAGGAAGAAGAGGCAGGAGAGAGUGGGAAGAGGAAAGAAAAGCGAAAGCCAUGAGUUGUCUCCAAAAGCUUUAAGAGCUGUCUUCAUGUGGAGAAAGGGAUGCAGUCGUUUAUCCCUCUGUACUCUGUUGCAGAGAGGGAGACCAGAGAGAAGAGCCAUGGGUCCUAAAGAUCAUCCAAUUACGUCAUCCAAUUAUGUCUCAGGAGUCAGAGUCACAGUUCCUGUUCCAUUAUACCUAUAGACUCUUUUUUUUUUUACCUCACUGACUAUUUUAUCCCCUUGAUACUUAUGUAUAGGGCCUAGGCUACCUAAUUCCAUAGGGAUGUCAAACGGGUGCUAAACUGAUGUCUUUGUGUUUACAAUCCCAGGGGUAAAUGUACCGAUCAGCAAUAAUUGACACAGACAUCAUCUCGUUAGGGGGAUAACAAAGCAGUCACACAGGGUAUAGCUGUGUGUGUGUGAGGAGUGUGUG
This is a messenger RNA of Coregonus sp. 'balchen', 26860 nucleotides long. Lineage: Eukaryota; Metazoa; Chordata; Actinopteri; Salmoniformes; Salmonidae. The record is from the annotation of a GenBank genome assembly.